This is a messenger RNA of Quercus lobata, 880 nucleotides long. RefSeq names its product stomagen (gene STOMAGEN). NCBI's taxonomy places the organism in Eukaryota, Viridiplantae, Streptophyta, Magnoliopsida, Fagales, Fagaceae. Bases 164 to 679 code for a protein of 171 amino acids. The record is from RefSeq and is a predicted model, not a curated record. The transcript has 4 exons. Gene Ontology annotation, biological process: positive regulation of stomatal complex development.
GUACUCCUCUGAAUCACUGCAGAUUUUGCAGUCUCUCUUAUGGUCUUUAUUUAUUUCACCACUUCUCUCUCUCUCUCAAACACGCACUCAUAUUUAUCCUUCAAUUAUAUUGACCACAUAUUCAUCACCUUCAAAGUCAUUCCAAUACCAGAGGGAAAAAAAAAUGGCCAACAUUAAACUAAGCAACUUACUGUUGCUACUCAUCACCUUAAUCAUGGCAGCAUAUGUUAUACAAGGUUCUACAAAUCAGCAAGAACUACCUCAUCCUCUAAGUGCUUCUCAUUCAUCUCAACCACAAAGAGAACUACAUUUGCAGGGUGGCAGUGAAAGAGUGAUGAUGAAGAAUUCAAGGAGAUUGAUGAUAGGAUCCACUGCACCAACAUGUACUUAUAAUGAAUGUAGAGGGUGCAAGUACAGGUGCAGAGCCGAGCAAGUGCCUGUUGAAGGGAACGACCCAGUCAAUAGCGCUUACCACUACAAAUGUGUUUGCCAUAGAUGCGAAGGUGUUUCUAGAGUGACAAAAGUGAGGGGUCUGCAAGUGGGCACAUGGAAUGGUCCCGAAAGUUGGACAUUAGCGAGCAAAGGAUCACAUGCCCUAACUUAUUUGGCUUCAUUCGUCAUGAUUUGCACAAACUGGCACAAACUGAAUUAUAUAAGGCAGACCACACAUAAUAAUUAAGAGUAUGGAGGUCCCAUUUUCAGUGUAAAAUCAGCAAACUAGCUGAAACAUAGUUCAUAUUCAAAUUGCACUUGCCUUCUCGCCACUGUCUUCCUUUCUCAAGAAUAUUCUAGCAUACACUCGAGUUUUGAUUGUCUCACACUCAAAUUAUACACCGUCUUGGGUUAUAUACGUGGAUAUUCAUGAGAAAUGUGAACAAGA